Molecule: messenger RNA, 2134 nt
Organism: Myotis davidii
Lineage: Eukaryota; Metazoa; Chordata; Mammalia; Chiroptera; Vespertilionidae
Gene: CTNNA3
Product: catenin alpha 3
Exons: 15
Biological process (GO): cell migration; cell-cell adhesion
Cellular component (GO): adherens junction; fascia adherens
Molecular function (GO): beta-catenin binding; cadherin binding; actin filament binding
Source: RefSeq, a predicted model, not a curated record
GCCCCACUGCCACUGGCUCUCCACUUGUUGCUUUGCAACUCGGUGACUAACCAAGACGUCUUUUUGUUCCCCCCACAAAGCUCUUUUUGGAUCAUUUCCUAGAAGAGCCCAAUUUUAAACACAUCUACUUUAUAGGAAGCGACGGAAAGGCAGCAUGUCAGCUGAAGCACCAGUCACACUGAAUAUUGACCCCCAGGAUCUGCAGGUCCAAACAUUCACUGUAGAGAAGCUACUGGAGCCUCUUAUAAUCCAGGUGACCACACUUGUAAAUUGUCCCCAGAAUCCUUCUAACAGGAAGAAAGGAUGUUCCAAAAGAGCCAGAGUUCUUCUAGCGUCUGUGGAGGAAGCGAUAUACAAUUGCCUUGAAAAAGAAAAGAUUGCAUUUGAUAUCUUAGGGAUUAGGGAACAACUCUUAAGUUCUUAAGCAAUUGAGUGUUGUUAUGAAUAUAGCGAAGCUCUGAAAGUAUCAGCGGAGAGAUUUGCAGAUGACCCCUGCUACCUCCCCAAAAGGGAGGCUGUGGUUCACGCUGCCCGUGCCCUGCUGGCUGCCGUUACCAGACUCCUCAUCCUGGCAGACAUGAUUGAUGUCAUGUGUCUGCUGCAGCACGUGUCAGCUUUUCAAAGGACAUUUGAAUCUCUUAAAAAUGUUUCCAACAAAUCUGACCUCCAGGAAACCUAUCAGAAGCUUGGGAAGGAGCUGGAAAAUUUGGAUUAUUUAGCCUUCAAACGUCAGCAGGACUUAAAGUCUCCAAAUCAGAGGGAUGAAAUAGCCGGCGCCCGGGCCUCCUUGAAGGAGAACUCCCCGCUCUUGCAUUCGAUUUGUUCAGCUUGUUUGGAACAUUCGGAUGUUGCUUCCCUCAAAGCCAGCAAGGACACCGUUUGCGAAGAAAUUCAGAAUGCGCUCAACGUAAUAUCGAAUGCUUCCCAAGGCAUCCAGAAUGUGCUGCCCGCUCUGGAACCUCAGGCAGCAACCCUGGGGAGUGCCCUUGAUGAGCUCGAGAAUUUAAUUGUCUUGGAUCCGCUGACAGUGACUGAGGAGGAAAUCAGACCAUCCCUAGAGCAACGCCUGGAAGCCAUCAUCAGCGGGGCUGCUCUGUUGGCCGACUCUUCCUGCACCAGGGAUUUCCAUCGGGAGCGGAUCAUCGCAGAGUGCAACGCCAUUCGCCAGGCUCUGCAGGACCUGCUUUCCGAGUACAUGAACAACACCGGAAAAAAGGAAAGGAGUAAUACCCUGAAUAUUGCAAUAGACAACAUGUGCAAGAAGACAAGAGACCUUCGAAGACAGCUCCGUAAGGCUAUUAUAGAUCAUGUGUCAGACUCCUUUCUGGAUACGACAGUCCCACUUUUGGUUCUCAUCGAAGCUGCCAAGAAUGGUCGAGAAAAGGAAAUAAAAGAAUAUGCUGCGAUAUUUCGUGAACACACCAACAGGCUUGUAGAAGUGGCAAAUCUUGCUUGUUCCAUGUCAACAAAUGAAGAUGGAAUUAAAAUUGUCAAAAUUGCAGCCAACCACUUGGAAACUUUGUGUCCACAGGUUAUUAAUGCUGCACUUGCUUUGGCUGCAAGACCCAAAAGUCAAGUGGUCAAAAAAACCAUGGAAAUGUACAAGUGCACGUGGGAGAAUCACAUCCAUGUCCUCACAGAAGCUGUAGAUGACAUCACAAGCAUUGAUGACUUCCUUGCUGUAUCUGAGAGCCACAUCUUAGAAGAUAUCAACAAAUGUAUCAUAGCCCUGAGAGACCAGGAUGCUGAUAAUUUAGACCGAGCUGCCGGUGCCAUCAGAGGACGGGCAGCAAGAGUGGCUCACAUCGUCACGGGGGAAAUGGACAGUUACGAGCCAGGCGCUUACACUGAAGGUGUGAUGAGAAACGUUAACUUCCUUACAAGUACUGCAAUUCCCGAGUUUGUGACACAAGUGAAUGUCGCCUUGGAAGCCCUAAAUAAGAACUCUUUGGAUGUGUUUGAUGACAAUCAAUUUGUGGACAUCUCAAAGAAGAUCUAUGAUACAAUUCAUGAUAUCAGAUGUUCAGUCAUGAUGAUUCGGACCCCCGAGGAACUAGAGGAUGUUUCUGACCUGGAAGAGGAUCAUGAGGUCCGCAGCCACACCAGCCUUCAGACCGAAGGAAAAACAGACCGG